CCCACAUGCAACGUUUUGAUGAGAAGUGCACCAAAAAAAGAGUGACCCAAAGGGACUGUAACGGAGCUCGAAGACCGGACCGGUUUACAUCCUCACGGAAGACCGGAGAAACAUUCGCACACCAGCACAUCCAACAUGCCCAAGGCAACAACACCGACGUCGUCUCAUAAGAGACGGCACAAUCCCCUCGAAGAUGACCUCCUGGCCACCGGAGUCCUGAAGAACAGGGAGGGGAGACCCUCGAAGCGGGCUGCCAAGGCGCACUCGGAGGAUCAGGCCUAUGUCGACGCUAAAGCUUCGCGCAAGAUUCUGGCCAUGAGCCGUGACCUUCUAGAGGAAGAAGACGCUCAGCGAAGCACCCAUAACAAUAAUGCGUCGGCUCCGUCGGCCUUCGACUUUGAUCCUUCUCGGCUGGAAACAGGCAGUGACCAAGAGGAAGAUUUUGCCAACGACGAGGCAUGGGGCGACGAGGAGGAUGUCGUGGAGGAAGUUGAGGUUGAUGCCGCCGAUCUCGAGACAUUCAAUCAAUUCAUUACACCCACGAUGAAUGACGAUCCUCUUCUGACUCAUGGUUGGGACGGGAAGCCCAGCGGCGACUCAACGGCGCAAGGGCCGGGCACAAACCUGGCGGAUUUGAUUCUGUCAAAGAUCGCAGAGAAGGAGGCUAUGCAGGGCGGACGGCACGAGGAGAUGAACCCCGUCGAGGAGGAUUACGAGUUGCCGCCGAAAGUAGUUGAAGUUUUCACCAAGAUUGGGCUCAUUCUUGCUCGGUACAAAUCCGGACCAUUGCCGAAGCCAUUCAAAAUCCUGCCCCAAAUACCGCACUGGGAGGACAUCUUGCAGCUCACACGGCCAGACUUAUGGACUCCGAAUGCUUGCUAUGCAGCGACAAGAAUAUUUGUCUCGGCUAAGCCACUGGUUGUCCAAAGGUUUAUGGAGAUGGUCAUCCUGGAACGCGUCCGAGAAGAUAUAUACGAGAACAAGAAACUUAACGUCCAUUUGUUCAACUGCCUUAAGCGGGGACUCUAUAAGCCUGCCGGCUUUUUCAAGGGCUUUCUCUUCCCGUUAGCUGCUUCUGGUACCUGCACACUGCGUGAGGCGCAAAUAAUAUCUGCCGUUUUGGCCAGGGUGUCUAUACCGGUUCUCCAUUCGGCGGCGGCCAUCAAGACACUGUGCGAUAUUGCGGCGGAGCAGGCUUCGCAGCAGUCGGAGUGUGUCAGCGCGACGAAUUACAUGCUCAAGGUUCUCCUAGAGAAGCGAUAUGCACUGCCUUGGCAAUGCAUCGACUCCUUGGUAUUCCAUUUCCUCCGCUAUGCAGCUUCGGCCAGGGAUGGAGACGCUGCCCCUAAAGCGCUACCCGUGAUAUACCACCAGUGUUUAUUAGUGUUCGCGCAACGGUAUCGCAAUGAUAUCACCGAAGAUCAGCGGGAGGCACUGCUGGAUCUUCUCCUAAACCAUGGCCACGAGAAGAUCGCCCCGGAGAUUAGGAGAGAGUUGCUCGCCGGGCGGGGGAGAGGGGUUCCUGCCGAACAGCCUGGGCCUGCAUUUGAUGGCGAUGACACAAUGUUGGUCGAUUCAUGAAAGUGAUUGCCCAUACUUUCGGCUGGAUUUCCGUAACCAGGAGGCCAAACAUUUUCGUGGACUUUUCGGUAUACGGUGUCAUCGUGGGCUUUGUGGCCUUUGCCGUUGCUUUCGCACCCAGCCCCAGGCUGUACACAUUCAACAGGGUGGUGCAGGCCGGUACUUUUGCCUCUAUAUCAAACCCUCUCAGGCUUUGUUGAGCGGCCAAGA
Canariomyces notabilis is the source of this 1791-nucleotide messenger RNA. RefSeq names its product Bystin-domain-containing protein. The transcript is spliced from 7 exons. Gene Ontology annotation, biological process: rRNA processing. The record is from RefSeq and is a predicted model, not a curated record. Gene Ontology annotation, molecular function: snoRNA binding. Gene Ontology annotation, cellular component: nucleolus; preribosome, small subunit precursor; cytoplasm. Bases 136 to 1581 code for a protein of 481 amino acids. Lineage: Eukaryota; Fungi; Ascomycota; Sordariomycetes; Sordariales; Chaetomiaceae.